Messenger RNA from Amborella trichopoda, 1735 nucleotides. The record is from RefSeq and is a predicted model, not a curated record. Lineage: Eukaryota; Viridiplantae; Streptophyta; Magnoliopsida; Amborellales; Amborellaceae.
UUGUUCGAAGCCUAGGCUCCAUAUAAACCGCACCCUUUUAAUUUUCCCUCGCAUUUGGCAGUGUCCUCUCUCUCUCUCUCUAGCUGAAGGCGCCAUCAAUGGCGGUCCUCUUCCAACAUUUUGGCUUCUAUCGUCAACUCUCAGGCCCUUACUCUCAUUCCGAUCCUUCCUCCUUCUUCUCAGCAAACCCUAUCUUCUCAAUCCCCCGUGUUUUCUCUCCUUCAAACCCCAGUCCUAGACCACGAACCUUCAUCUCCCUUUCCUCGUCGCCAAAUCCCCAAUCUGAAAACCCUAACCCUGAGAUCAGGCGGAGAGGCAGGCCAAAGAAGAAGGCGAAGGAAGUACAGGCUGAUACUCCAUCUAAUUCACAUAAAAAUGACGAAGUUUUUGUGCCCAAAAUGCCGAGGCGUGGAAGGAGAAGUGAGGCGAUGGAGGUUGAGGAUUUUGUGAGGAAUUCUCUGCAAAAAACUUUUGCAUCUAUUAAAGAGCAGAACUCUGGGCGAUUGGAUGAAGUGAAGGGGAUUUUCAAGGAAAAAAGGGAUGAGAAAACUGAACAGGCUGAGAUUGUUGAAGAAGAGGAUGAUGAGUGGCCUUUGGACACUGAUGUGGGGUGGGGGAUCAGAGCCUCUGAUUAUUUUGACAAGUAUCAAAUAAAGAAUGUGGUGGGUGAAGACGGGGAAAAAAUUGAUUGGGAAGGUGAGAUGGAAGAUAGUUGGGUGAAAGAGAUCAAUUGCUUAGAGUGGGAGAGCUUUGCAUUUCAUCCAAGUCCACUGAUUGUGCUCGUAUUUGAGCGAUACAACAGGGCAGCUGAUAAUUGGAAAGUUUUGAAGGAGCUGGAGAAGGCAUUCCUGGUCUAUUGGAAAUCGAAAGAUAAAUUGCCUCCUCGGACUGUUAAGAUUGAUAUCAACAUCGAAAGGGAUCUAGCAUAUGCUCUUAAAGUGAGGGAGUGCCCGCAACUGCUAUUUUUACGAGGAAACAAACUAUUACAUCGGGAAAAAGAAAUCCGGACUGCUGAUCAGUUGGUACAAAUGAUUGCACACUUUUACUACAAUGCGAAGAAGCCAUCCUGGCUAAGUGAUGCACAGCUUGCUUCAUAGGUAACUACAGGCUAAAAUUAAUAGAAGAGUAUUAAAACUCAGCUCUUUGAGUUGUGGUGCUUUCUGUUAAUAGAACAGUGGAAGCCAUGUUGGAGUUUCUAAAAAAUCCUGAAAAGAGGCUCCAUUUCCAUGUGAUGGGGCUUAGAGCUUCUAGUCUUAUGAUCUAUGCGUCCGAAGCUGCAUUUGUUACUGUACAAGGAAAAAGGAAGAAAAAUGAACACCAACUAAAAGAGUUCCUUAUGGGAAAGCAUCGAAGAGCAAAAAUGUUCCUGUAUUUUGUGUACUGUGCUGGAGUUGGCACUCUGAUCAUGGGAGGGAGUGUUACCCAAUGGGCUCUUUUGUUGUGAGCAGCAGUUAUUGAAAAGUGGUGUUCAUGGGACUCUUAUACAAAUGCGUGUGAUACUUCAAAUACACAAGGCGUUCCUCAUUUCUUAAUGCAUAAUAUAGUUAUCAAUACCAUAUUAAGAUCGAAACAAACUGGUGGUUCAACCGCUCGAACUGUUGAUUGCUGCUGUCUUGGCCGUCUUGUUCACGGUAAAAGGUAGGUUUAUUUGAAAACUGUUUUAACAAUUUUUUGUUUGAAAACUGUUCAAAAUUAAUGUUUAAUAAUUUUUGGUCGGUUGAACCAACCAAUUUAA